Thunnus maccoyii (southern bluefin tuna) is the source of this 1923-nucleotide messenger RNA. It is a transcript of the gene ccn4a, whose product is annotated as cellular communication network factor 4a. Gene Ontology annotation, cellular component: extracellular region; extracellular matrix. Lineage: Eukaryota; Metazoa; Chordata; Actinopteri; Scombriformes; Scombridae. The record is from RefSeq and is a predicted model, not a curated record. Gene Ontology annotation, molecular function: integrin binding; heparin binding. Bases 314 to 1327 code for a protein of 337 amino acids. Gene Ontology annotation, biological process: signal transduction; cell adhesion. The transcript has 6 exons.
GAAAAAGUGAAUUUGACACUCGAUGUAAGUACAAUGCAUCUAAGUGUAACUCGUUACCUAAAAAUAUACUUUCAUUUUUAAAGAUGGCGACACAUAUGUAUCGGAGACGAAUGGCAUAUAAAGUAAAAGCUGGGGAAAACUAGCUGAACUACAGCACAGAGCCCUUGUGAAUAGGGCCAUUUGAAGACUCAAUAUUCAAAAUAACCCGAAUGCUGCUCUUUUCUCUGGACAGAGACAAAUGGGGUUCAACAGGAGCUGAGGGCAAUGGAAAGAACAUGCAGACUGCCAGGCCUACUCCCAGAAUUCCACUGCCAUGCCGCCUGCCACAGCCGUCAUGCCCACAGCUGUGGACCCAUACAACCGGACGCAGUAUUGCAAGUGGCCCUGUGAGUGUCCCAAGGUCCCCCCUACCUGUCCGCCAGGUGUGAGCCUCCUCAUGGACGGCUGUGACUGCUGCAAGGCCUGCGCCCGGCAGGUGGGCGAGGUGUGUAACGAGGCAGACACAUGCGACUACCACAAGGGACUGUACUGUGACUACAGCUCGGACAUGCCUAGGUACGAAAAAGGAGUGUGUGCAUAUAUGGUGGGAACAGGCUGCGAGCAUGAUGGUGUGAUCUACCGUAAUGGGCAGAGCUUCAAGCCUAGCUGUAAAUACCAGUGUGUGUGUGUGAACGGUGCCAUCGGCUGUGUGGCGCUGUGCACUGAGUCCCAGCCUCCCCGGGUGUGGUGCCAAACACCACGCCGGGUUAAAGUCCGGGGACAAUGCUGUGAGAAAUGGAUCUGUGAUGAGCCCAAGAGAGGGCGCAAGACGGCCCCACGACACGUAGUGGAGGCUUACCCAGCUGAGACCAGGAGCUGGCAUAAGAACUGCAUUACCCAGACUACCUCAUGGAGCCCCUGCUCAAAGACCUGUGGCCGCGGCCUGUCCAUGAGGGUCUCUAACGCCAACGACCAAUGUGAGCUGGUCAAAGAGUCCCGCCUAUGCAACCUGCGGCCGUGUGAGGUCGACAUCACCAAACACAUCAAGCCAGGAAAGAAAUGUCUGAACAUCUACAGGGAGGAUCAGCCCUCAAACCUCACCAUCUCUGGCUGCACCAGCAAGAAGCUGUACAGGCCCAAAUACUGUGGUGUCUGCACAGACGAGCGCUGUUGCAUCCCCUACAAGUCCAAGACCAUCGACGUGGAGUUUGAGUGUCCUAACGGGACAGGAUUCACCUGGAAGAUGUUGUGGAUCCAGGCCUGCUUCUGCAACCUCAGCUGCAAAAACCCUAAUGACAUCUUCGCCGAGCUGGAGAGUUACUAUGGUUACCCAGAAAUCGUGAACUAAGAAAUGUCAUAUCAAUCACGCUCUCUGACUUCUUUUUCUUUUGGUUGAGAUUAAGUCUUAUGCAACAUUUUCUAUAUGUGAUGUGUAUGUUUAUGUACAAGGGAUUUUCUUAUGGUCUUUUUUCCUAUUGGAAAAAUCUGUAAAUAUGAAAUAUAUAUAUAUAUGUGUCUCCAGAAUGGAUUCAUAAAGCAUGAUAUGCUUUGAAGAAUAUUUGAAGAACUGCUUUGCAAAUGAAAAUAUUCAGACAGUGAGUGUGAGAAAUUUUGAAGGCUUAAUUUAUUUAUGUAGCUUUUGAAUAUAACAUGUGAUGCUCUAGAGAUGCUCACAAGAACAGUCAGUGUCUGUCUUUAAACUCACAAGUCAACAUAGAUAACGAGAUGUUAUUGUAGAUAUUUUUCCAUAUAUUUCAUUAAAUUUCCUUUAUGAUAAAUGUUAACAAGGCAGCAAUGGACUGAUAUGCCAAAGACAAAGCCUUAUUUUUAAGGUUUUCAGAUAACCACAUGUUAAAAUAUGAAAUAAUGAUGCAAUCAGGGAAGAUCAGUUACAAGUUUUUAUUGUCAUUUUUUUAAUAAAUACAAACUGUUAUUUCAUUUUAA